AUGGCUGCGUGGAGUUUCAACCAGGGAAGCGAGGGAGAGAGUGAGGAGUGCAGGGGCUGCAGGAAGCGGGAGAGAGCGGCUAAGGAGUAUGACAUCACAUGGAUUCUUGAGGCAGCGAUCCCACCGAGGUACUGUGAGGGGCUGCAAGGGCAACGUGGGUCUGCCAGGGGGAGCAGCAACUGUGAGUGGAUGGGUGGCAGCUGCAGCAGCAACAGCAUUCAGAAGAAGGGAAAGAAGGGUAAGGUGCCGGCUUAUCUGAAGGCGUGGCCGGGGGGGGUCAACCUGGUGGCACGUCUUCGAGAGAUGCUGCUGGGGGAGCCGUGCUACCGCCCUGCCUCCCCUGCUGCUCUGUUCGCCCCUGCUACUGCUUCCACCCAUUCUGCUGCUUCUAUGGCUUCUUGUCCUGCUGCCCCUCCCACCCCCACUAUAAUAAGCAUCAGUGCCGCUACUGCUGCUGCUGCUUCAGAUUUUCAAGGCCGUGUGUGCAGUGCUGCAGGACCCUCCCCCUCUGCGCCCCACUCCCGCAGCUUGCAGGCCAGCAGACCAUCGCCUGCUCCCACCUGCCUGCCGGAGGGGCGGGAAGUCGAUUAG
This is a messenger RNA of Closterium sp. Naga37s-1, 591 nucleotides long. NCBI's taxonomy places the organism in Eukaryota, Viridiplantae, Streptophyta, Zygnematophyceae, Desmidiales, Closteriaceae. The record is from the annotation of a GenBank genome assembly.